Molecule: messenger RNA, 5493 nt
Organism: Amphiprion ocellaris (clown anemonefish)
Lineage: Eukaryota; Metazoa; Chordata; Actinopteri; Pomacentridae
Gene: tefb
Product: TEF transcription factor, PAR bZIP family member b
Exons: 4
Coding region: 851-2020 (389 amino acids)
Biological process (GO): regulation of transcription by RNA polymerase II
Cellular component (GO): nucleus
Molecular function (GO): RNA polymerase II cis-regulatory region sequence-specific DNA binding; DNA-binding transcription factor activity, RNA polymerase II-specific
Source: RefSeq, a predicted model, not a curated record
UAUAAAUAUAAAGUACAAAAUAACACUGAGUCGAAGUGUUGUUUUGUUGCCUGUGGAAACAAAUUCAGAUGAAAACACUCGGAGUUCUCAGGUGGACAACGUGUCCCGUGUUGUCUUCCUGCCCCCGUGCCCACUUGUUCAGACGUGAGGCGCGUGCCCGCUCCAGCUCUCCUUGGCUUUGCACGUGCUGGGUACGCGAAGCCACGCCCCCCUCGACAGAUUGCUCUUUCACGUGAGUGCGGCGGGGGCGGGGGGCACGUGUUUGGCCACGAGUGUCUUUUGCUCUUUGCGAGCGACACAGAGUGACUGCACGAACGCGCUGCCUGUAUUUUUUGGGAGUGGGUGUGUCGCGAGGCUCAGACACUCAGACCGUGGAUGCAAACAGCGCGCGCCUCAUGAUUCCCCUGCAGUUUGCGGUCCAACACUGUGACAGCUUCCAUACUGAGACAAGAACAUGAAGCUACUCAGACUGGAUGUUCUCAUACGAUUCACGUCGCAUGGACUCCAUCUGUCUGUGUGAAGACAUGAGCUGUUAGCGGCCAAUCAGCGGCCGUACAGCUACUACACAGAUGAUACAUAUUCAUGAACGGCGCGCUGACAUCCAGUCAGCCCGCACUGUUCCGCGAGUGGGCGGGGCAGGCGACUCCUGAAUAUCCAAUGAGCGCGUUCGGUACACACACGGAGAACAAGGGGUCUGUGUAGCUCGCGUUUGUUUGUGCGUCCGAAAACGUUGCUACUGUUGACAAACAGGCCCGAAAGCAGCGGUUCUUUUGUGUCCGUUCCGCGGUGUCGGAGGCAGCUCUCGGUACCCGCAGCGCCCCGGUGUGUUAGCAGCUCGGCAGGGGGAACAAUGCCUGGCAAAGCCGCGGUGGCAGGGACGCUGGAGCCCAGUGGAGACGUCGCUCCGGCGGCUCCGCAGAAGUCUUUCCCUUUUGUUUUAAAGAAGAUUAUGGACAUUCCUCCUCCCAACAUCCUGGAGGAAGGCGACGACGAAAUAGAGAAGGAGAAGCUGUGCUCCUCUGAUGAUGUGGAAGGAGGUGGGGCCGUGGCAGCCAGUGCUGGAGGAGCUUCCAGAGGAGGUGGAGGUGGCGGCGGCAGCGGCGGUAGUGGAGGUGUGUCAGCCUCCCUGACCCCGGCCAUUUGGGACAAGACCAUCCCCUACGAUGGAGAGACCUUCCACUUGGAGUACAUGGACCUGGAUGAGUUCCUCCUGGAGAAUGGGAUCCCCGUGAGCCUGGAGGAGGAGGAGCUGCAGAAGACUCUGACCUCGGUGGAAGGCAAAGGCAAAUCCAUCUCCAAGGUUGUCGCCACAGCGUCUGCCACUACCACUACUACUACCACAUCUGCUACUCCUGCUCCAGCCGCCCCUGACGAUGCCGCUGAGGCCGCCUCUGUCUCCGCCUCAGCAUCUUCUUCCUCCACGGCCGCCUCAGAUCCAGAGGAGACAGUGACCGUCACUACGCUACAACCAGCAAAGCUAGAAGAAGAGGAGGAGGACGAAGAAGAAGAUGAAGAGGAAGAGGAAGGACAGGAAGAGGAAUCUGUGCCUGAGGAGGCAGCAGCGAAAGUGGAAGUAAAGAAAACAGAUCGUAACGCUGCAGAGCGUAACACACCUUCCCCCAUCGACCCAGAGGCCAUUGAGGUGGACAUUAAUUUCCAGCCGGAUCCCACAGACCUGGUGCUGUCCAGCGUGCCGGGGGGAGAACUGUUCAACCCUCGCAAGCACAAGUUCUCAGACGAGGAGCUGAAGCCACAGCCGAUGAUCAAGAAGGCCAAGAAGGUGUUUGUUCCCGAUGAACAGAAGGAUGACAAAUACUGGUCCAGGAGGAAGAAGAACAACCUGGCAGCGAAGCGUUCCCGCGACGCUCGGCGGCUGAAGGAGAACCAGAUCACGGUACGCGCCUCCUUCCUGGAGCGGGAAAACGCCGCUCUGAGGCAGCAAGUGGCCGAGCUGCGGAAGGACUGCGGCCGCUGUAAGAACAUCCUGGCCCGCUAUGAGGCUAAGUAUGGCCCGCUGUAAUAGAAGAACAACAUAAACAAAACAAAACAACAACAACUCAGAUUUAAAUCCAUGAAGUAUCAAUGGGACAAAAGCAGAACUCCCUUCCCCGCAGAAUUCAACACAGACACAAACACCGAGGGAAUCUAAAUUUGCACUGUUGUCUUCGCUGACCUGCAGUCGCUGUGUCGAGCUCCGGUCACAGUUUCUAACACGAUGCUGGAGUUUUGGAUGCACACUGGCAGGCGGUGAGAUAUGAUGGGAGCGGUGGUCACAGGAAGGCCUGUGGAGAGCGCCUGGCUCCUACACUCUGAGAGGAAGCGGACUGUUGUGGAUGAUCCCAUGGUCAAACGUGGUCUCUCUUAAGGAACGUUCAGGGAAGUCAUGAAAAGAGCAGGCAAAAAGAAUCACGGGCUAUCGAAUACUACACAAAUUAGUUUUUAUCACUGCACAACACUUCUUGGACCAAAGCAUGAGUAGCGUCAGUCAGGAGUUGUGCAUUUAGAGCGGUGCACACUUGCCGUCCCUCACUUUUCCUUGUGUUGUGCUUAACCUUGUACUCUGGUUGAGGCUCAGAAGAACCUCACGUGUUUAGAUCAGCGUAGGACAGGAACACAUGCAUACGUGAAUAAAGGAGCAGGAGUCAGAUUGACCUUCAGUCUGAAGAGUUAGACCUCAGGUCGGCACAGGAGACAGAGAGGAGAGUCCGUCAGCGGUGCGUUUCCGUUCAGUCACAGUUCUUCCUUCUUGUAACCCCCAUGCACGCCUCUGCGCACACAAAACCGCUGUUUAUAACUGUUUGUGUAUAUAUAGUCAUCUCCUAGUACCAUUUAGUUCUGUGUGUUUUUACUGUGUGUACUCCAUUUUUGCACUUUUUCUUAAAAAAAAAAAAAAAUAUACACACACAAAUAAUGUGUAAAGAUUAUACUGGAGGUAGUGGUCUACCUUCUUUACCAGAACCACGGUGGGACACGCGGUAGCUUACUAGGGAAGAAACUAGCAUGACCGACAGUUUAAAGCAACUGUGAUUUAGUUUCCUCUUCAGCUAAUCUCAGAUCAGCUUCCAGAACCUCACACGAGAUUUUUAUCGUUUUCUAAAUGGAGAAAGAGUAGCAGUUUUUUUUUGUCUGAUGAAGGCGUAAGUUUGACGAUCUGCAGGGCCCUCACCGGUGGAGGGGUAUGUUCUUAUGUAGGGAUGUUUAUUUUACUGCACAUUGCAAGUAGAGGGCGCUACAGUCACUGCCUGCCUGCUAAUGGUGUAGUGAUGACUGGAUCGGUUUUCUUUUGUCAGAAAGAUUUAGCCAGGCCCAAAGUUGACUGCUUCUAAAUCUUGUAAAUAAAUGAUCGUCUCAUGUUCUUUAUUUCCUAAGACAGGGACUCUGACUGUGUCUUUAUUAACCCAACACUAUUCCUUAUAUUUGCCAAAUAGUCAAUGAGUGCUGUAUUUAUUCUGAUGGUAAUAAUGCAUCUGUUGAUUGUGAUGUACAACAAUAUGUCAUAAAAUUCUAUUUCCUUUUGAGGAACAAUACACAUAUAAUGAUGCCAAUGACUAAGCAGGGAAUUCAAUGGGUAAACUGUGCUUUUGGAUGUUUGUUUUUAAAACAGAUUUAUAUAGAUAUAUGGGAUUUUUUUUUCCUCUAUAUAGAUACAUAUGUGUCUGAACACACAAGGGACAAGACGCCCUCUUAUUUACCUCAUCCAACACUUCCUAUUUUGAAUGCUUACAGGUUUCGCAGGGCUUCACAGUGGUGUUGGUAAAAGCAGAGAGCACAUAAACAGCAGCUUGGUUCCAUUUGGCAAAACCCAAGUUGACAAAAUGAGUUCUUUUUGCCAAGGUGGCUGAGUCUGUAUCGAAAUUAGUAAAUACAUUACAGACUGUUAUGGGACUUCUAUAUCUCAAGUGUCUUUCUCUGAUGCAGAUUUUGUAAUCGGCCGGCUUGUGCUCGUAAUCACGGCAAUCUUGGGAAAGAAAAUAAAUGUGGCAAUAAUACUCUGUUAUGUAAUGCUCGUUUAAGUUCAGUACUGAUGUUGUAUGUAAAAUUGCUAUGAUGUACUAAAUAGAAAUGCCCCAAAGUCAUUUGUGCUUCCAGUUUCGAUCCUCUGUAGUCUAGGAUCUUAAUGCAUGAAACCCAGUAAACUUGUCUUGUUUUUUUGUUUUUUUUCUUGUAUAUUUUUUACACCAAGUGUACUUAUGUCUGUAAACCAUCACUGAAAACUGGAUGUGUUUUUGGAUGGGGAAGGCUGAUGGUAUAUUGUACAGUUCUGUCUAAAAAGCAAAAGCAGAGCAUCUUCGCUACGAUGUGCUGUUUCUCGCUCGCAUAAUAGCACCACCUAUCCUCGUGCAGCGAGCGCUUGACCUUGUGACGAACAUCGGCCGAAAACAGCGUCUUUUGAUCACUGUGUGGGUUGUUUUUCUAUUUACUAAAGAAUGAUCUAUAGCUACAGAUACACUGGAUCAGCUGGUGCUUUUGUGUUUUCUUGAUAAAUAACGUGUUUCCUGACGGGGGCAGUACAACGGACAUUUCUUAGCGUUGUGUUUUGUGUUUGCAUCGACAUUCAGACGUGACAUUGACUGCAUUAUGCCGUUAGACAUCAGCGUAGUUAAUGAAUGCAAAUUGUUUUAUUUUUUUGUAACUGAAUCAGAAAUUUAUGCGUAAGGCUAACUGAACUGAAGGUACUUGGCUGAGAGAGCCUUUUUAAAAAGACAAUAAAUCAAGAUUUCGUAUAGUACCGCGUAUGGUAUGUAGCAGUUUGUCUUUUCUGAUGCGAAGAACCUCAAAAAACUGACAUUUAAAGUUCUACACGCACCCACCUGUUCUACCAAUUUGAAAGGAGAAGCGGCGCUGGUUUAAUCUUGGAAAUGUCUGAUGGACCUACAGAUCAAGACGGCUGCUGCACUGUUCUUGUGAGAAUUUAUAAUACUAAUCCAACGUGAUUGUUUCGCAGUAUCUGUCGGGAAUUUCUGUGAGACCUGUGGCAAACAUUAAGAUUUCUUCAGUAAAUUUAGCGUUAAUCUUCCUGUCUAGGCUGAGAUAUUUCAUCAAUACAUGACAAAUAGGUCAGUUUUGCAAGAUAAAAUUAAAAAAUGGAAUGUAAUUUAUACUAAGUGGACACAAAACAGCAGUCAUAACCUUCUACCUGCAGGUGGCGCAAUUACAAAAUUGUUUUCUUCAUCAAAGUAGCACGUCUACGCCAGAAGGUUUAAACUGUUGGCUCCAGGUACUUCGCAUCAAUGACACUAUGUCUUUGUUUACUCUUUAAAGUAGCUUCAAUACUCCUGAGAAAAAGAGAGAAAAAAUCUAUUGAAAACAUUUUAAAAGUUCUGUUUUGUGGUGUUUUUGCCUUUCUGUUUCUCUUUUUAUAUAAAGAUGUUUUCUUUUUGUUAGGUGUUUUUGUAUCGUCCUAACCAUGUUAUCGGAUACAUGCGAUCGCAGUACCAUGUCCUAACUGUAUCUUGUAUCAUGCAUAUGAAAUAAAUCUGAAUUUAAUGACGA